Pangasianodon hypophthalmus (striped catfish) is the source of this 1615-nucleotide messenger RNA. RefSeq lists its product as uncharacterized. The coding region runs from base 171 to 788 and encodes 205 amino acids. The record is from RefSeq and is a predicted model, not a curated record. NCBI's taxonomy places the organism in Eukaryota, Metazoa, Chordata, Actinopteri, Siluriformes, Pangasiidae. The transcript has 10 exons.
UGCUGCUGCUCAGUUAUUUUUAGUUGCGAUUAUUGAAGUCCUGUUUUUGUACUGCAUUUAAAAAAACAAAAAACAAACAAAGCUAAUCAUAGCUAAGCUAACAGUCGGCUAAUUUUACCCACAAGUCCUUGCGCGAGGGAAGAGGACUCUUGUGACGGCUUGCUGCAGUUAUGCUAGAGGGACGCGACGGAGAGCAGCUAAAGGACCGCUGUUCAGGAGAAAAGCACUUUCCUGUGGACUUUAAUCUGAACAUCACACUGAAGACACAGCAGCAGAUCAUCACAUCUACAUCAGCCGAAGUUGACCUACAAGGGCAAAAUCUUCCAGACGACGCUUUGAUCAAAGAGAAGAGGUUCAUAGACGUCAUGGGGAGCAUGUCUCCAUCCUGCUCCACUUCCUCUCAUCGCUAUCGUCCUCAUCCUCCUCGUCCUGCUCCGGCAGCGAUGCCCUACAGUCGUGGGAACGGUUCUGUUCAGCCGCCGCCCAGCCAACAGCAGUCUGGCUCAGGUAAUGAUAAUGGUGAUGAUCCUUCUCCAGCAUCAGCUAGGGCUCUAGCGAACGAGGGGAAUGAGGAUGAUUCCAGAAGCCCCGUGCCGGAGACGAAUCCCACGUCCAUAUACACACCCACGUCAGACACACCGGAGACCCAGGGAGAGGAGCAGGCAAGUCUGGAGAAUGCAGAAAAGCUGAAUGAGCCAGUGCAGGAGAGCAGAGAUGGAGAAGGGGCGGAGCAAAGUGAUACGGCCUGCAUGGGAGAUGAAGGAACGCCUGACAAUACCACCAAGUGACACAGUAAGGAACUGAAAGCUAGGUUUUACCGAGGCACUGGUUGUCUACGUGUGAAUGAGAAACAAGACCCUGGCCGCUGAAAGUCCUGCUCAGUUAAGCUUACUGUAAGGAUGAAUGAGACGCCAGGACCCGCCUCCCCUUUACUGCAGGCUCCACCCCUUUACUCCCGAAAACUGAUGUUGCCUUUAUUAUUCACAGAGCAAUACAGGAAUGGAAAUGGGCAUCAAGGGAUAACUGGUGAAGAAAAAAAAGUUAGUUACUUGUUCAUCAGUUCGACUGAAUGAAUGCACUUAGAUGUGUGUAUGAAGUCUGCGAGAGAGAGAGAGAGAGAGAGAGUAUAUGAUCUAUGGUAGCAUAUAUGAGGGAAACAGCAUAACUUGAAUUUAUUCUGUUUUAUGCCAAAAACUUGAUUGCUGAUUAAAGAACAAUAUUGUGCCACUAAAACUAAUUACUUAAGCACUGAGGAUAUGUUUCACUAUGCUUUAAUAAAACUAUCUGCUUGGAGAAAAAAACUCCAGUCUCUGUUUUGUGUCUGCUCAAACUCGAAAUGAAAGCAAACCAUUAACAUGCAACCAAUCAGGACAUGGAGGUGUCUCUAGCCUAAUGUCAAUCAUGUUGCUCCUCCCCUUUUUGCACUAGCAAUGAGGAGAUGUGGUCUUGCCUGAAUUUCAGGGACAAUUUUGCCAAAAUUUGAACAAAAUCACUGACAUCGCCUUUAAGGCAACUACUAGAUGUAGAUAUUAGGAUAACACACACACACACACACACACACACACACACACCAUUUUUUUUGUCAAUCUACAGAAUGAGAAGAUUGGUUUAGGUU